AUGGGUCACGUGGCGCAAUCCAUGGCUUCCGGUGGUCAUCCUGAGGGAGCGGCGCUGGUCACCAGACAUGACCAGCUGGCUGGCAGUCUGGCUAGGCUGCAGAGACUGGCAGCGAGCAGGCAGGCCGCGCUCAUGGAGAGUGUGUGCAGACUUGAAUAUCUGGCUGAGAGCGCUGAGCUGGAGGAAUGGGUUGCGGAGCAGCAAGCAGCCGCCUCCAGUGAAGACUACGGACAGGACUAUGAACACUUACUGAUCCUUAGGUACAAGUUCGAAGAGCUCCGUCACCGUGUAGAGAGUGGGGCAGAGAGGUUCAACCAGUGUGAGGAGCUGGCCAAGAAGCUGGUCGCCUCAGACAGCCCAUACAUCGCUGACAUUGAAAAGAGACAGGAAGGGCUCGGGGAGUCCUGGGAGCGUAUGGUAGAACAGAUCCAAUCCCGCAGCCAGCGCCUGGCUGCUGCUGGCGAGAUCCACCGCUUCCACCGCGACGCCGGGGACCUGCUGGCGCGGGCCGGGGAGCGCCGGGCACACCUCGCCCCGCCCCCCACGCCCCGCGACCUGCGCGCCGCCACCGCCCUCUUGAGGGACCACGACGCAGCCGAGAACGAUAUGGUCUCUAUAGACGCGCAGACUUGA
Danaus chrysippus (African queen) is the source of this 633-nucleotide messenger RNA. Lineage: Eukaryota; Metazoa; Arthropoda; Insecta; Lepidoptera; Nymphalidae. The record is from the annotation of a GenBank genome assembly.